Molecule: messenger RNA, 499 nt
Organism: Pollicipes pollicipes
Lineage: Eukaryota; Metazoa; Arthropoda; Thecostraca; Pollicipedomorpha; Pollicipedidae
Product: transmembrane channel-like protein 3
Exons: 5
Coding region: 50-499 (149 amino acids)
Cellular component (GO): plasma membrane
Molecular function (GO): mechanosensitive monoatomic ion channel activity
Source: RefSeq, a predicted model, not a curated record
CCGCUCCCUGCGCCGCGGCCGCAGCCGCUCCUCCCGCAACCACAGUCUCAUGUCCGGAGAUGUGGUGUUGGAAGUUGACGAAUCGGACAACGAAGAGCAGAUAUUUGAAAACAUCCGACUGCACAAGGAAGUUAUUGGCGAAAUCAAGCACCAGCCAUGGCCAAUGCAAAGGAAACUGAAUCUGGUGAUUCAGGCCAAGAUCUACGUGGCGAAGCACGAGGGCGAGCUGGCUGAGCGACUGGCGCAGAGUCGCUCGGCGCGAGACAUCAUGGCGCGCUACUCGCUCGUCUUCCUGCGCUACUGGCAGCUGUUCCAGCGUGAGUUCGCCAACUGGAUGACCUCAGCCGUGCCGUGGCAGAAGCAGAUCAAGCGGAUCGAGUCCCACUUCGGCACGGCCGUGGCCUCCUACUUCACCUUCCUUCGAUGGAUCCUGCUCAUGAACAUCGGCAUCAGUGUUCUUCUUGUCUGUUUCGUCAUCAUUCCAGAGGUGGGAUGGUGA